Molecule: messenger RNA, 475 nt
Organism: Anopheles marshallii
Lineage: Eukaryota; Metazoa; Arthropoda; Insecta; Diptera; Culicidae
Gene: RpS15
Product: 40S ribosomal protein S15
Exons: 1
Coding region: 22-471 (149 amino acids)
Biological process (GO): ribosomal small subunit assembly; translation
Cellular component (GO): ribosome; cytosolic small ribosomal subunit
Molecular function (GO): structural constituent of ribosome; RNA binding
Source: RefSeq, a predicted model, not a curated record
GAUCUAUCCCAAACCGCCACCAUGGCCGACCAAGCACCGGAGGAUGGAACCAAGAAGAAGCGUACCUUCCGUAAAUUCACCUACCGUGGUGUGGAUCUCGACCAGCUGCUGGACAUGAAGCAGGAGGCCCUGGUGGAGCUCAUGCAUAGCCGGGCUAAGCGGCGUUUCAAGCGUGGACAGCGCAGGAAGCCCCAGGCCCUGAUCAAGAAGCUGCGCAAGGCCAAGAAGAACACGCCACCGAACGAGAAGCCGGCUUGCGUGAAGACGCAUCUGCGUAACAUGAUCAUCCUGCCGGAGAUGGUCGGUUCUACCGUGGGUGUGUACAACGGCAAGACGUUCAACCAGACGGAAAUCAGGCCCGACAUGAUCGGCCACUAUCUGGGCGAAUUCUCGAUGACGUACAAGCCCGUCAAGCACGGUCGUCCCGGUAUCGGUGCAACCCACAGCUCCCGUUUUAUUCCGCUUAAGUGAAGUG